This is a messenger RNA of Centropristis striata (black sea bass), 6853 nucleotides long. RefSeq names its product zinc finger protein 354B. Gene Ontology annotation, biological process: regulation of transcription by RNA polymerase II. The record is from RefSeq and is a predicted model, not a curated record. NCBI's taxonomy places the organism in Eukaryota, Metazoa, Chordata, Actinopteri, Perciformes, Serranidae. The transcript has 4 exons. Gene Ontology annotation, molecular function: RNA polymerase II cis-regulatory region sequence-specific DNA binding; DNA-binding transcription factor activity, RNA polymerase II-specific. The coding region runs from base 494 to 2203 and encodes 569 amino acids.
GACGUCACGAGCAAAAACAAGGACCACAGGCGAAAGCUAGCUCCGUUAGAUGCUCAACGCUCAUGAAAUUGAUUAACGUUACGUUAACUUCGGUUACUGAUAAACACGAGGGUAAAAAGGUAAACAUCUCAGGCGGGAAUAUGGUUUUUAUAGCUCGCAGCUUUGUCCGUUUUGUUGACGGUUUGUCGCUGCUAACGUUAGCGAGCUAAGAAGUCACUUUAGCUAUCUGGCUAGGUGACAAUUUAGAUUAACAUGAAGGCUUUUCGUGUCAACAAAUAGCUUGUUGGACAGAGUUAGUCCAACCUUUGAACGUGUAUAAUUCAAUGAAUAUGUGUUAGUAGUUCUGUAUCUGAAAUACCAACAACAACAAGUGGGUGUGUAGCCUAGAUAAUGGUGCGCAACGUAAACAACCUGUGGUAGCAUUUUCCCAGAAAGGAUUUCUUCUCCAUCACUUUUAUUUUCUCCAAACGCGGGAUUUUGGUCGCCACAGCUCAUGAUGGCGGACCUGGACACCCUGAUUGUCACCUUCCAGACCCAGCUGUCGGAUGUGAUGGAGACGGUGGUGAAGACAGCCAUGUAUGAGGUCACCAGGCUGGUGGAGGACGGCUUCUUGGAGGAGGUGCAGCGCAGGAACCGGGAGGUGGAGACCCUGAGGAGGCAGCUGCAGCGGGCCGAGAGGAAACUAAGUGAGCAUAAAGGAGCCAAAUCUGGUCGGUGUGUUGACUGUGCAAAGGAGGAUGUGGAGCUGUGCUGUGAAGCUGCAGGAGAAAGGCCCAGAGAGCAACAGGAUGACAUGUUUGGGUCCUGUGUGAAAGAAGAGGGUGAAUGUGUGGACAGGUGGGCACUAAGCCACAAACAGGAAGUCAUCCCAGAGUCCACACAGGCACCAGACAGUCCUUCAUCCACCAACAGCCCUGAGAGGAAAUCUGAGACAACAGAUGAAGAAGACGUGUUGCCAGCCGCAGAUGUGAAGCUAGAGGAAGUGAAUAAGCCGUCUUGCUCUUCUGUACGUUGGAGCGCUCCUCUUGAUGGUGAAGCAGGAUCUGAAUCCUGCAGCGCUGCUGAUAUGACUGAGGUCCAACAGAACCAGACCCAAGAGAACAGCGAGGAACUGUUGAGGGAUGUUAUCAAGCAAGACCUGCAGAUCUCCGCUCCGUAUGUUUUCUCUGAAGACCAGGAGGAAACCUACAUGGCUACAGAUCCAUCUUUAGAGGGGGACGGUGCUUGGGCUGAUCUCACUGUCACAACAGCUGGAUUACUGCAGAACAACAGACUCGCAACAGAAAAGGAGUGUGAUCCAGCGAAAAGCAGAGGACCUCUGAAGCAAACAGAACACGAGCUGUCCAGCUGUGUCACAGCAGAUGUGGAUACAGCCAGCAGGGAUCAGAUGUCAGCGUCAGCGUCCCCUCAGGCAAGACCGCCAAACAGCGAGGCGCUGGGUGUGACUAUCAAACAGGAAGUUAUUGUCGAUUCUGAUGAGUGCGUGGAGAGUCAGCGUAAAGAAAAGAAACCGACAAAGACUACGGCGUCUAUGGCGUCUUUCUCAGUAAAACAGCACAGAUUGAGCUCCGAAGCACUUAAACAGAACCAUAUUUCCCAAAAAGCAACAGUGCAAGAGACUCAUAUGAAGCUGCAUCCCAAAGCGGGUUCAGGUCUCAGGUUGCACGCGGCGAUCCAGCACCUCCACCGGCCCAUGAAGAAGAUCUCCCACACACACUCACACAGCACCAGCACAACACUUCCUGUAGCUCACUCAAACCUAAAUCCUCUCACCCGAACUCCCUCAACAUCCAAAGCCGCUCCUCCUCCUCCUCCUCCCCCUCCUCCUCCUCUCUCUGCUAACCGAACUAGCGCCCCGUGGGUUAGCAUCAAAACACACCUGACUGCAAACUCGCACCACGCCAACCCGUUGCCCCACCCGGACUCCCACCCCCACGCCGGCCCCAGGCACCUCCUGCGCUGCGGCCAGUGUGGGAAGUGUUUCCCCCACCCCAGCAACCUGAAGGCCCACCUGCAGACUCACACGGGCGAGCGGCCGUUCUGCUGCUCGCUCUGCGGCCGCAGCUUCACAAAGCUGAGCAACCUGAAGGCCCACCGGAGGGUUCACACGGGAGAGAGACCCUACUGCUGCUUGGCUUGUGGCAAGCGCUUCACUCAGAAAUGUAACCUGAAACGACACCAGAGGAUCCAUCUGGAUGUAUGAUGACGGCCAGACAGUGAGAACAAAGUGUGGUGUGUUUGUGUCUUUUAGAUUAAAGGGACAGUUUGAAUUUAUUCGAGUUAUUGGGGUUGUAUGAGGUACUUAUCCGUAGGCCUGUCACGAUAACACAUUCUUUAGGACGUAGGGUUGUCACGAUACUAAAAUUUUCAACUCGAUUCCGAUACUCAGGAAAAUAUUCGAUACUUGAUACCAUUUUCGAUACCACAGGGAUAAAAACAAACACCCCAAAAUUUAACAGAAAUGUUUUUAUUAAAAAGAAAAAUGCAACAGAACCACAGGUUAAAUAUUUAUAAUUAAAAACAGUUGUGCAAAAAGAAACUGCAACUAUGAUAACAAGCUUCAGGUCUGAGUUAGUGCAAAAAAUACAAUAAACAAUAACAAUUAUAACAAUAUUUUGAGGUUGUAUGCUGUGCAAAAGUAUCGGUACUUUUGAAAAUGAGUAUCGUAUCCGGAUACAAUGUUUUAGUAUUGAUUUUUUUUUGAGUAACCCUAAACGAUAGUGUUGUGGAGACACAAUGAUUUUUUUAAUCCCAAGAAUAUUAAAUAUUGGAAUUGAAAUGUGGAAAAUAAAUAUUAAAACAUCCUAGAUAAAUAAAACAUAAAUAAAUAAACUACGAUCAAAACAAAUACAAUAAACUCACGGGCCCUGAGAUAAAUAUUAUAGUAUUAUAUAUUAUAAAUAAUAUGUAUAAACAGCUGUUUAUACAUUUGCAGUAUCACUGAAAAAGCACAAAAAGUCUGCGUUAUAAUGCGUCCACUGAAAGAGAGGGGUGGCUCCUUUAAGAGGCACGACAGUCAGUGCUAACAGGCUAACAGUUAGCUCUGGAGCAGUACAGUGUGUAUGUGCUGCUCCUGCAGGAGGUGUUCACUUAGCGACCUCUGUUUGUUUACAACAACACUCUGUGCACGGUUAGUGAGUCCACAAAAACUACCGCAUCCAUUUUUAUACAUCAAACGAUAAGUCGAUAUAUUGACUAUAUCGUGACAGGCCUACUUCUCCAUAGUCAUACUUAAAAAAGAUGGCGGUCGGCACAGCUGUUUCUUGGAGAAGCCAACUGAAGUAAUGGCAAAGAAGCUAAACAAUUUACUGUACGAGGCAGCAGCUACUUUAGCUACCUGAAACAAUCUUAAGUUUAAGUUUACGCUACAUUGAGAAUAUUUCCACCGCUUUGCCUUGCCAUCACAGUCCUUUUUAUGUUUAAACCGGAAAAUUAAAGCUGGUCUAUGUUCUCAUCAAAGCCACCAGACUCUAUUGACAAAAACAAUAAGUAAUAUUACCUUUUAGAACACAGGAGUUCCUGGUCAACCACUAACGUUGGUGGGUUAGUUUGUGUGAAUUAUUGUGUACUAAGGUGUGAGAGUACUUCUCCAGAGACUGUGGUUUAGUCAAAAAUGUAAUACAUGGUAUGCACAUGGUUUUCUUGAUAAUAACCAAAAUCAUUAUCAGUUGUGUCUUUUUAUUGGUCAUUAUGCGGCUUUUUUGGUUGAUUUGUCUUUUUUUGGUCAAUUUGUGUCUUUUUUUUUUUUGGUCAUUUUACGUCUUUUUUUUUUGUUGGUCAUUUUACGUCUUUUUGGUCAUUUUGUAUUCUUUUUUGGUCAUUUUACGUCUUUUUGGUCAAUUUGUGUCUUUUUUGGUUAUUAUGAUUUUGGUUAUUAUCAAGAAAACCAUGUUAAAUAUCUAGAUAUCAGCUAUGAAUUAUUUUUAUUGUUAUCGUUAUAUUUGUCCAAAAAAAUGUACCAGGCAUUAAAAUGAACAAGAAAUUAAAGAAAAAGGGUGUUCUAAUAAUUUUUUUCAUGACUGUAGGUCAUCAGCCUCAAAAAUCCCAUAUCAGUCUGUUCCUAAUAAGACAAACUGAUUGCUGCAGCGGUAAACCACCAACUAGCAUGUUCUGCUAAGUCAAAUGUGGCUUUGAUGAGUGCUAAGAUAACAGCGUGCUGACAGGGCGGUCUCAUGGCAAGGUAAAGCAAUGAAAAUACUCCAAAUAUAGCAUACACUUAAACUGAUAUUGAUUUUUUUAGGUGACUAAAAUAUGUCCAGCUACUACUUUCAUCCACAGCAGUUCAGUGCUUCUCUUUCUGCUUCUCCACACUGGGGCUGUGCUGAUCGCCAUCUACUGUUUACAGGUACAUCUCAAAAAAUUAGAAUAUCAUGAUGAUGUUCAAUAUUUUUUGUCAAUCAUUUCAGAAAGUGAAACUCAUACAAUAUAUAGAUUCAUUACACAGAGAGUGAAAUAUUUCAAGCCUGUUUUUCUUGUAAAUUUGUAAUUUUUUUUUCUUAAAUUUGUCAUAUUUCUCAUGAAUUUUUAGAUUUUUUUUCUCAUAAAUUUGUAUUUUUUUGUCUUGAAUUUUUGAAUUUUUCUCUUAAAUUUAUGUUUUUUUUUCUCUUAAAUUUGUGAUUUUUUUCUCACAAAAUUUGUGAUUUUUUUCUCAUACAUUUUAGAUUUUUUCUCUUAAGUUUGUGAAUUUUUUUCUCUUAAAUUUGUGAUGUUUUUUCUCUUUAAAUUUGAAUUUUUUUACCGUAAAUUUGAGAAUUUUUUUUCUCAUAAAUUUGUUAUUUGUUUUUUCUUGUAAUUUUGAUGAUUCUGGCUUAGAGAAAAUAGAAUAUUGCUGGUCAGUGUAAUAUGCUGGUCCUGGGUCAAUGGUGGUUUGGGGCCAUGUCCUCUGCUGGUGUUGGUCCACAGUGUUUCCUGAAGUCCACAGUCAACAUAGCAGCCAUCUAGCAGGACAUUUUAGCGCUCUUCAAAAGCAACAUGGUGCUGUAGGCUGAUUUCUAUUGGCCAAAAUAUGCCACCAGAAACUGAAUUAGAAUCACAUCAUUUGAAUUUGUAUUGUUCAAUUUGAAUGAUUGCAUUUAAAAACUGAAUCUGAAUUGUAAUUUGAAAUUUAAUUAAUUAGUUUGGAUCUGAACAUUCAGUUCUAACAAUUCAAAUCCAGUUCGCAAAAUUCAAUUUAAAUUUUCUUGUAACAUUUGUUGCCACCCGGUUGCCAUAGCACCUCUUCGGCCAAUCCGUGGUCAAGCUAAUCUAACUUUUUCCUCCGUUUCAUGGCAAGUGGCAACCGGGUGGCAACAAAUGUUACAAAAGAAAACGGAGGUGCUGAUUGGCCGAAGAGGCGCUAUGGCAACCGGGUGGCAACAAAUGUUACAAAAGAAAACGGAGGUGCUGAUUGGCCAAAGAGGCGCUAUGGCAACCGGGUGGCAAAAGAUGUUACAAAAGAAAACAGAGGUGCUGAUUGCCAAAGAGGCGCUAUGGCAACCGGGUGGCAACAGAUGUUACAAAAGAAAACGGAGGGGCUGAUUGGCCGAAAAGGCGCUCUGCCUCAACUACCCGGAUGUUCGUCGCAGAAAAUUGAAAUUGAAUUUUGCGAACUGAAUUUGAAUUGUGAGAACUGAAUGUUCAGUUCCAAACUAAAACAUUCAAUUUCAAAUAACAAUUCAGAUUUAGUUUUUCAAUGCGAUGAUUCAAAUUGAACAAUACAAAUUAAAAUUAUAUGAUUCAAAUUCAGUUUCUGUCGGCAGAUAUUUCAGCCCAUAGAUCUCCUCCAUGCCACCAAGUAUUCAUGCAGUAAUUCAUGCAAAAGGAGCCCAACCAAGUAUUGAUGUAUAGAAAUGAACAGACUUAUCAGAAGCCUGACAUUUAUGUUUAAAAUAUCCUUUUUCUUUAUUGAUCUUAUGUAAUAUUCUAAUUUUCUGAGACACUGAGUUUUGUGUUUUCAUUAUCUCUAAGCCAGAAUCAUCAAAAUUACACGAAAAACAGGCUUGAAAUAUUUCACUCUACGUGUAAUGAAACUAUAUAAUGUAUGAGUUUCACGUUCUGAAAUGAUUGACAAAAAAUAUUGAACUUUUUCACAAUUUUUUGAGAUGUACCUGUAUGUAUGUACAUGUACCUCAUUCCUCACAGUUCCAUAAGUCCAAACUAUCCCUUUAAGAUGCUUUAAGUGUUUCUUUUGCAAUGUUUGAGAUUGCAAAAAUGCUUCUUGUGUACACGUCUGUUGAAGUGAUCGUCCCGAGUUCUUCUGUGCAUUCCAGAUGAUUCAUCUAGUAACUUAUUGUCGUGUUAUUAAAGAACGGAGAGUAGCGUGUUGUGAAUCAUGCACAGCCGUAGGUCAGCUGUCAGUUGGUCAAUAAAUAUUUAUUCUGUGAAUACAAGUCAAACUGAUUGUUCUUUUUUAUCAAAUGCAAAUGAAACUCCACAAUUCAACACAAUGGAAACGCAGCAUGAGUCUUUCUGAUGAUGGAUCAUAUUUAUCAACCUGCUGAAAGGAACAUUUUAGACUUGGGUUGAGUAAUAAAAGGAAAUAUUCUUCACUUUAAUUUAAACUCAAACGUAAGUGUAAAUUAUUUACUGAAUUAAUUACAUCUUGAAAAUACUUUUAUGGAAUUAAAUAAAGCUCCAGAGGGAGAUGGAAACAGGAGAGAAAACAUAUUCAUCAUGACUUCUGAAUAAUACAUUAGUGGUGGCUACUUUUAGCCUAUUUUUAUUUCAUUGAAACCACUUUUUAUUAAAGAAUUUAUCUAUUUAUUUGGAGUUUCUAUUUUGAUUAAUAUAUUAUUUGAUCCCUAUAUCUAUGUAUUUAUAUGUUCACAUGUUAAUUGCUGAAUAUAUUAAGGAUAAAAAUAUAGAUUUUUUUGUA